Molecule: messenger RNA, 1236 nt
Organism: Boleophthalmus pectinirostris (great blue-spotted mudskipper)
Lineage: Eukaryota; Metazoa; Chordata; Actinopteri; Gobiiformes; Gobiidae
Gene: cacng8b
Product: calcium channel, voltage-dependent, gamma subunit 8b
Exons: 4
Coding region: 4-1236 (410 amino acids)
Biological process (GO): regulation of AMPA receptor activity; neurotransmitter receptor internalization; positive regulation of synaptic transmission, glutamatergic
Cellular component (GO): AMPA glutamate receptor complex; postsynaptic density membrane
Molecular function (GO): channel regulator activity; voltage-gated calcium channel activity
Source: RefSeq, a predicted model, not a curated record
GGCAUGGUGUGUGAGAAGGGGAUCCAGAUCCUCCUCACCACCGUGGGGGCCUUCGCUGCCUUCGGCCUGAUGACGGUGGCCAUAGGGACGGACUACUGGCUGUACUCCCGUGCCCUCAUCUGCAACACCACCGCCAACGUGUCCCAGGACGACCCACACAACAAGGACAAGAAGGACCCCGGGGCCCUCACCCACUCCGGCCUCUGGAGGAUCUGCUGCCUGGAAGGGGUGAAAAGAGGAGAAUGCUCUCAAAUUAACCACUUCCCAGAAGAUGCAGACUUUGACCACGAUGGGGCCGAGUAUGUCCUGCGCGUGGUCCGUGCCUCAAAUAUUUUCCCAAUCCUCAGUGCGAUUCUGCUGCUGAUGGGCGGAGUCUGCAUCGCGGCCAGUCGCUUCUACAAAAGCAAACGAAACAUCAUCCUGGGAGCGGGGAUUCUGUUUGUAGCUGCAGGCCUGAGUAAUAUCAUUGGUGUGAUUGUGUACAUCUCUGCGGCGCUGGGAGAUAUUUCUCCGAAGAAGGACGAGGAUAAGAAGUGGCAGUACUCGUACGGCUGGUCCUUUUAUUUCGGGGGACUGUCCUUUAUCAUGGCCGAAAUGGUGGGGGUUUUAGCUGUCAACAUUUACAUCGAGAAAAACAAAGAGCUGCGCUGCCGCUCACGCACCGACAUCUUCAAGAGCACCACCCACGCCAUGCUGCGCCUGCCCAGCUAUCGCUUCAGACGCCGCUCGCGCUCCUCGUCACGCUCUACAGACCCCUCCCGCUCCAGAGACCCCUCCCCUGUCGGAGGAGGAGGGAAGAAUUUUGGUUUGCCACCGUCCGCUCUGUUGUCCCAGGGUCCCAUCUCUGUGUCCACACUGCCAAACCCUCAUUCGCGCUCACACACGGCUUUGGCCGGAGGAGACAUCUCGCUCUACACGCUGUCUCGAGACCCCAAACUGGGCGGGCUGCCCCCCAUGUAUGGGACAGUGGACAGGGCCACACUGUACCAGCUGCACAACUGUUUCCCUAAAGAUGGGGGAGGGGGUGGAGUCAUGAUGAGCGGCACGCUGCCCUCUCUCAAGUCACACAACCCCGCCAACUCCACCAACUCCAACGCGCCCAUGCCCAACUCAGUGGGCUCGGGACCCCCGCCCUUCACAGCGUCCACAGAGCGAGGGAUGGGCACACUGGACAGGCUCAAGGGAGACAGGGAGAGUAACUCCAACACACUCAACAGGAAGACCACCCCAGUGUAG